Messenger RNA from Achroia grisella, 2394 nucleotides. RefSeq names its product zinc finger protein OZF-like. Bases 161 to 1477 code for a protein of 438 amino acids. Gene Ontology annotation, cellular component: nucleus. The transcript is spliced from 6 exons. Lineage: Eukaryota; Metazoa; Arthropoda; Insecta; Lepidoptera; Pyralidae. Gene Ontology annotation, molecular function: DNA-binding transcription factor activity, RNA polymerase II-specific; zinc ion binding; RNA polymerase II cis-regulatory region sequence-specific DNA binding. The record is from RefSeq and is a predicted model, not a curated record. Gene Ontology annotation, biological process: regulation of transcription by RNA polymerase II.
UGGUAACCCCCACCUGUAAAAAAAAUAAUGGCGAUAGCUUCUUCAGUAUUGUAUUUUUUAUAUAUUUUCUAAAUACGACUAUAAAUUGUUAAUAAUAUAAGUUUGUUAGAUAUACAGUUAUUAAAUAUAAGUGUUAACUAGUUUAGUGUGAUGUUAUUGAAUGGUAAAAAUGUCUGAAGACUCCUGGAAACUAGAGAAGGAUCUAUGCCGCUGUUGCCAUUCCGAGGGUGCGUUUAAGAAUCUCUCGGAGACUUGUCCUGACGACGGUCUGGAGGUGUAUUCCGACAUGUUACAGUUCGCCCUAAACAUAAAUAUGUCCCCAGUGGCCGGUGUGCUAUGUUUCGUCACAUAUACGAUAUGCGAGCAGUGUAUAGACAGGUUGCGAGAUGCAGUCAACUUCAAACGACAAGUGCAGCAGUGCGAGGACAGAUUUCGAGAUAUGUAUGACAGAGACAUAAUCAAAGUUGGAGAUUCGAAUGUGAAAUUAAAACAAGAAUCACCGGAACUAGAUGCAGAAGUUGCAGAUAAAAACACAGAUUUUCCACACAUGGACACUGAUGACAGCGAUGACUUCCCAUUGAAUUAUGAGGCCGAUAAUAGAAGUGAAACAGACGUAAAAAAAGAGGUGAUAAGCAAGAGUAAAUCAAAGAAGACUAAACCUAAACAGACCAAAUCGAAGAAGAAAACAGAGCAGACUAAGAAGAAUGAAUCGGGAGAUGCGGGCAAGAAAGGUUCCGACGUUGACGCCUACAUAACAGUGACAGACAAACACAAACAGUAUAUGUGCAAGGCUUGCGACAUAUCAUACAAACGGAUAUCAGACCUUAGGUACCACGUCAUCCGAACACAUCUCAAAAGAAAGUUCAUUAAAUGCAAACUCUGCCCUGAUACGUUUAUGUACCACAGUCAAAGAAAAGACCACAUGUGGAAGUACCACACGCAUCAGAAACCAGAAUAUUUAUGCGGGGAGUGUAACCGUAAGUUUCGGAGGAAAAACACAUUAGCUGAGCAUAUGAUGGAUGUGCACAUAGAGAAGAAAUGCUCAAAUUGCGAUCUGAAGUUCGUGAGGAAGAAACUCCUCUUUCAUAUGAACGAAGUUCACGACGCACCAAUACCAACGUGCGGAAUCUGUGGGUUGCGAACCCUACUACAGAGCGCUCUCGUUCGUCACCAGAGGAAUGUACAUUUAAACGAAAAGGACAAAAGAUGUUCUAUUUGUGAAAAGGCGUUCUACACGCAAUCCAAUUUACAAGACCACAUGAUCACUCAUGAUCAGAAUAGAGUUUUUAAUUGUGGUGUUUGCGCUAAAACAUUCGCUAGGAAGGAGUGCUAUAGAGCUCAUUAUCGGAUACACACGGGAGAGAGACCGUUUGCAUGUAAUUUGUGUAAUGCAGCGUUUGUACAAAGAACGAGUUUGAGGUUUCAUAUGAAGAGUCAUCAUCCAGAUAAAGUUGUUUGUAAAAAAACUCGUGUAUAACUAAUUUAUUUAUUCUUUUUCACACAAAUACAUGGCGAACUUAAUGCCUGAUGACAUUCUCUACCAGUCAACAGUCACGUUGGUCAGAGAUAAUGAGGCCGUGCACUUUAAUCAAACUAAUAUUAUAAACGUAAAACAUGUGAGUAUGGAUGGAUGUUUGUUACUCUUUCACGGAAAAACUAUUGAACGGAUUUUGUUGAAACUUUACAGUAAUACAGCUUAUACAUUAGAAUAACAUAUAGGCUGUAAAUUUCACGCGAGUGAAACCGCGGGCACAGCUAUUAUAGUAUAAACAGCUAUAUAGGUUAUAAUUCAAUAAGAUAUUGUUUGGGAAACUACUCUGCUACCAAAAUGUUAGGGAAUUUACUCUCUGUAUAUAUAUAGUGAAAAAUUAGUGGAAGCGUCAGUCACGUACCUGUAGGGUUCUGCGAAUUUCUUGGGCUUCAGGGUCUCGAAGAUAUCUUCGCUAGCUUUCCAGUUUCACAGUAGGUUUCACAGUUCUAAUUUAUUUUAAUUCACAACACAAUGCGCGCGCGUCAUGGCCGCCGUACAGUCGGUUCAGUACUAGGUAAGGGAGGGGAAGGGAAACCGCGGGAACACAAACUAACGGACUCUAAUAUAAUAAUCUGUGCUUACGAUGGUACAGGGUAGAUUUUGAACAGAUAUGUAUAUUGGACGAAAUAUAAUGGUAAUGUCAAGUGUGACGCAGAUGAAGUUGCGCAGGUCAGCUAGUCAUUAAUAUAAAAAAAUACAGAAAAUAAUAUAAAUAUAAUAAUAAUCAGGGAUGUCAGGGAGCUCCGUAACCGUAACCGAAUCCGAAAUAAAAGUUUCGGAUAAUAUCGGAUAGGGGCGGAGCCUAAUAGAGACACGUUAUGUAACUAUUUUAUUAGCUAUUUGUAUUUUACUUAUGAAAUUCC